UACCAAACGUUGUAGCACAAUCAUCGUUAGAAUGCUUUAAAUUUAUAAUUAACCCGAAUAAACCAUCGGUUUACGAUCCCAUAUAAAUCAAAAGCCACUGAUGAGCUAGUUUUACACCAAACCUCCAUUUACUGCGAAGGAAAUAUUUCUUGUUAAGUAAUCGGACAUUGUGGCCAAGGGACGGGUGAACCCCCUGGUAAGACACCGUGUCGCAAGAAGCAAGGACUCUUUGUGAUUCGUGAUGCGUAUCCGGCUAACGGGCGAUUCUCUAGCAAUUGUGUGCCACAGAGUACACUUGAUUUUCAAACGCGCUGACGAGAGCUGACUGUUGUGACGGUUAGACUUGAGUUAGAAGUCGGCCUGAGAAGAGGACAAAGAGUGACAUUAGUGCAAAAACUCAUUACAAACCGCCACCACCAUGCUGCAGUAUCAUUUACGUUCGUUUAGAAAACUGUUGAUAGUGCUGUUGCUGUUCUCCACGCUAAUGAUUCUCGUAAACACAAAUUUUUUUUCAACGCCGUUAUCAACAAAUAGCAACCAGACCCGCCUCUAUUCAGAAAACAUCAUCAACGAUAACAAGAACGAAAUUAAAAAGACUAAGUUGCUGAAGCUUAAGUUUAGCUUGGCCAAACGUUUUGUUCGUCGCCCUUGGGCCGAUCAUCCUGAUUGUUCCAAUUUCACCAUCAGACGAACUGUGGAGCGAAGCUUACCACCGGUAGCUCUCGCUAGUUUUCCUGGUAGUGGAAAUACCUGGGUUAGAGGCCUUAUCGAAGCCGCUUCAGGCAUCUACACCGGAAGCAUUUACAAAGAUGCCAAUCUUUAUCUUCAUGGAUUCUGGGGGGAAUUGGCCGAUUGGGAUGCUGGCGUAACCUGUGUCCAAAAGACUCACGAUUCUGGUGCAAAUCACAUCAAAUCAUUUUCCGGAGGUCGAAGCAUUUUUCUCAACCGCAAUCCUUACGAAGCCAUUUUAUCUUUCCAUAACUUCCUUUACGGCGGCCACAUUGGACAUGCACCAUCUUCUAAUUUCCAACGACCGGAAUGGCCGGAUUUCUUGGUAGAUCAAACGAGGCGCUGGCUCGCCACGGCGGUUAACUGGACCCAGUAUUCAACUGAUCUGUUAACUAUCCACUACGAGGAUCUCAAAGAGAAUCCACGACCGCAUUUGCGACGCAUCUUGCAUUUCCUGCAGCUUCCAGUUGACGAAAGGCGAUUGGACUGCAUUCAGAAGCAUCCGCUGAAGAAAUUCCACCGCAAAAGUAGAAUCGAAGGACAAUGGGAUACAAAUAGAGUCUUUCCUGACCAGAUACGGCCCUUAUUGGAUCGAGCCAUUCGGUACGUCGAUUACUUAACGCAAAAAACGGGCAAUGGGGCCAUUCCACUCAACCGCUAUAGCAAUUACAACAAGUCUAGUUGGAAAGGACCGCUGCCGACUAGAGUCGCAGACAGUCAGACGUGGAUGGAAUGGAUCUCGGAUCAAUGGGGUUUCAGUGUCGAGUCCUUUAUGAAAGACCCUUUGACUAACAUGCUUAAAGAAGAAGCCAUAACAAACAUUUUCUAUAGUUGGAAGAUUCCUUUUGCAUCCAAGUAUGCUGAAUCAAAUGAUCUGGAACGCGAUUUCAACUCAGACCCACCUCUCUUUAUCCAGCGGAUUCGCCAAGAAAAUUUAUCAACUAAGGUCCCUUAAGAAUUGAUGGGGAUAAAGCGAUUCAAGAAAUAUCCAUAUAAUAAUAAUUCCAUUUCACUUAUUUUCUUUCAAUUUUUAUCUUUCUACUCAUUGCGGAUUUAGUGACGCCGACGAAUUUGUUGUUGUAUAAAAAUAUUAUAUUUUCGUUUGCGUCGUGAUUAGUCAUCACUUCAU
This is a messenger RNA of Daphnia carinata, 1858 nucleotides long. RefSeq names its product sialate:O-sulfotransferase 1-like. Lineage: Eukaryota; Metazoa; Arthropoda; Branchiopoda; Diplostraca; Daphniidae. Gene Ontology annotation, molecular function: sulfotransferase activity. The record is from RefSeq and is a predicted model, not a curated record. The transcript is spliced from 6 exons. The coding region runs from base 419 to 1684 and encodes 421 amino acids.